Molecule: messenger RNA, 573 nt
Organism: Vicia villosa (hairy vetch)
Lineage: Eukaryota; Viridiplantae; Streptophyta; Magnoliopsida; Fabales; Fabaceae
Product: secreted RxLR effector protein 161-like
Exons: 1
Coding region: 1-573 (190 amino acids)
Source: RefSeq, a predicted model, not a curated record
AUGACUGACUUGGGAAGAAUGAAAUACUUCCUGGGAAUUGAGGUCCUGCAACUUGAUAAUGGGAUUUUUAUUUGUCAAAGAAAUUAUGUGAAAGAGUUGCUAAUAAAAUUCAGAAUGGAGGAAAGCAACACUGUCUUAAAUCCUAUUGUCCCAAAGUAUAAGAUGCAUAAAGAUGAAGAAGGUGUGAAGGUAAAUACCACACUCUAUAUGCGGCUUAUGGGAAGCAUGAUGUAUGUGACAACCACUCAGCCAGAUGUAAGGUAUGUUGUUAGUUUGAUUAGCAUAUACAUGUCUAUGCCAACUGAACUUCACUUUGCAGCAGUCAAAAGAAUUUUAAGGUAUUUACAAGGGACCUUGAAUAUGGUCUCUUUUAUACGACAGGGGGGAAAUAGAGAGCUAGUUGGAUUUACAGACAGUAAUUAUGCUGGAUGUGUGGAGGACAGGAAAAGUACAUCCGGGUAUACCUUCAUCCUUAGUGAUGUAGCAGUGGCAUGGUCCUCCAAGAAACAACCAAUUGUUACUCUAAGUAUAACUGAAGCCGACGGAAGCUGUAACACCCCAUAUUUAUCUUAA